Molecule: messenger RNA, 2148 nt
Organism: Rosa chinensis
Lineage: Eukaryota; Viridiplantae; Streptophyta; Magnoliopsida; Rosales; Rosaceae
Product: synaptotagmin-3
Exons: 12
Coding region: 96-1802 (568 amino acids)
Cellular component (GO): endoplasmic reticulum
Molecular function (GO): lipid binding
Source: RefSeq, a predicted model, not a curated record
AACUCUAUUUUGGCAGUUUCUCCCUUGCGUUUUCCAAUCUCGUUCUCUAUCAAUGGAUUUUCCGGAUUUUAAUUCCUAAUAUUUUUGAAAAAAAAAUGAGACAUCUGUAUUUCGUAUUCGAGUUUAUUGGAUUUCUUAUUGGGUUUCCGAUCGGUCUUCUACUGGGUUUCUUCAUAUUCAUAUACUCAUCACAGCCUGAGGAUGUGAAGGAUCCAGAUAUAAAAUCACUAAAUGAGUGUGAUCCAAACUCUCUGGUUGAUCUUUUCUCAGAGAUUCCUCCAUGGGUGAAGCACCCUGACUUUGAAAGAAUUGAUUGGUUGAACAAGGCUUUACAUGAUAUGUGGCCUUACCUUGAUAAGGCAAUAUGCAAGAUUAUCAGAGAAACAGCAGAGCCAAUAUUUGCAGAGUACGUUGGAAAAUAUCAGAUAAGAUCCAUAGGAUUUCAAAGCUUGAAUCUUGGAAGUCUUCCUCCUACAAUUUAUGGUAUUAGAGUGCACGAAACCAAUGAAAAUGAACUAGUAAUUGAACCUGCUAUUAGAUGGGCAGGAAUUCCACACAUAAAUGUUGUGGUAAACAUAUUGUCAGUUCGACUUAUAGUUCAGCUGAUGGAUGUCCAAGUAUUUGCAACGCCAAGGAUGAUCUUAAGGCCUCUUGUACCAACAUUCCCAUGUUUUGGAAACAUAACAAUGACUUUGAUAGACAAGCCACAUGUGGACUUUGGACUCAGAUUACUGGGAGGGGAUGUUAUGGCAAUCCCCGGUUUCUAUCAAUUUGUUCAGGAAUAUAUAAGAAAUCAAGUUGCUAGCCUUUAUUUAUGGCCCCAAACUUUGAACAUACCAAUUCUUCAGGGUUCAUUAUCAGGAACUAUAAAGAAGCCUGUAGGCAUACUGCAUGUCAAGGUUGUAAGAGCUAAGAAACUCUUGAAGGCGGACAUCAUUGGAAGAUCUGAUCCUUAUGUUAAAAUCAAACUAACCGGGGAGAGGCUUCCAUCAAAGAAAACUAGCAUUAAGAUGAGGAACUUGAACCCUGAAUGGAAUGAGAAUUUCAAGCUUACAGUCAAAGAUCCAGAGUCCCAAUUCAUUCAGUUCAAUGUUUUCGACUGGGAUCAGAUUGGGACGCAUGACCCUUUGGGAAUGCAAAUUCUUCCACUGAAGUUGCUAACUCCAUAUGACACACAAGAAUUUACGCUUGAUUUAGUAAACAGCACAAACCCUUAUGAUCCUCAAAACAAGAAAAAAAGAGGCCAACUUAUGGUGGAGUUGACAUAUAAUCCUUUUAUAGAAGAGAGUGGUAGUGGAAUAUAUAACAGUGAACCUUUGGAUGGAGAUAAAGUGGUAGAUGGAAAAAAGCUUGGAAUUAAAAGCCAAGUUAGGAGCCGAAAGCCAUCCAUGUCCGUAGACAUGUCUUCACAAAUAGAUGCAGCUGGUCUGCUUUUGGUUACAGUUCAAGGAGCAGAAGAACUUGAGAGCAAGCUUUACGAUAACCCUAAUCCUUACGUACUGGUUAGGUUUUCAGGAGAAAAGAGGAAAACCAAGAUGAUAAAGAGAUCCCAUCGGCCAUAUUGGAAUGAAGAAUUUCAGUUUGUGGUAGAAGAAGCGACUUUGAAGGAGAAGAUUCGUUUUGAAGUAAAGAGUAAGAAAAGAAACCUUUUCGCUUAUCGUUUCCGAAAAAAGGAAUUGUUGGGGUACGUUGACAUCAAUUUUAGUGAUGUGGUAUACAAUGGACGCAUUAGAGGCAAGUACAAUUUGAUUAACUCGAAAAAUGCAGUGAUACAUAUCGAGUUGCAGUGGAGCACCACGUGACACAUCAAAAGUUUAUGCAGUGUAAUGUAAUCUUUUCGUAGAGUUUCAUUAUCAAUGAUAGUCAUGUAUAGGUAUGUACAUCCACUAAUUAUGAAAUUCAUAGCCAUUAAUAGUUGUCAAUCGCUUACACACAGUUGACGUUAGUCCUUUUCGUAAUAGGAAUUCUUCUCAACCACAAUAGUGUUUUAGGAUGCAGGCGUGUUUGUAUUUUGACCUCAAUGGUGAGUUCAAUGAAAACAACAUAUACAUUGAUCUUUAUGGGCCAAGCCAGAGAGUUAUGGCCCAUGUAAUAAACAUGAUAGCAACAGGGCCCAUCUUCUUCCACAGAAAUAUCUCAUACUGCUUU